UUGUGUGCGCAGAGAAACGGAUAUCAAAUCGAAAACCCUAAAUCCAAUCUACCAUCGUUCCUAUCUGAACAGAGCAAAACGAGAGAGUGAAGCCUUUUCACAUUUCGGUGUCCUCAUGUUUUCAUUAAUACUCCACAGAGGAAGAAGGUCUCGCGAGUUACAUCAAUGGCGGAAUCUCAUGAAAGCUGCUCCUGUAAUAAAUCUUCUUCUUCCUCUACAAAACGCAUCUCCUCCUUUUACUGAAUCCUUCUCUUCUACCACCACCACAGAUCUUCUGAGUCUUGAAGAUGAACGAAAGAGAAAGACUUUCACAGUCUCUUACCUUAUUGAUUCGUUAGGGUUGACCACAAAGCUCGCAGAAUCAAUCUCAAUGAAAGCCAAUUUCAGUAGUAAAGGUAAUCCUGAUUCAGUUCUGAAACUUCUAAGAAGCUACGGAUUCACAAACUCUCAGAUUUCGAGUAUCAUUGCUACUUACCCUCGUUUCCUUGUUGAGAAUCCUGAGAAGUCUCUUCGUGCUAAGCUCCAUUUCUUGAAACUUAACGGAGCUUCGAGCUCUGAGCUUACUGAGAUUGUUUCGAAAGUUCCUAAAAUCUUGGGGAAGAAAGGAGGUAAAUGGAUUAGUCAUUACUAUGAUUAUGUUAAAGAGAUCUUGCAAGAUCAAGAUAAGUGUUUCUUUUCUUCUUCUCCCAAGCAGUCGAAUCGAACUCGGAAUGUAUCGGUUUUGAGAGAGUUAGGAGUGCCUCAGAGACUGUUACUUAACUUGUUGAUCUCUAGAGCUAAACCAGUUUGUGGGAAAGAAAGAUUUGAAGAAUCGGUUAAGAAGAUUGUUGAGAUGGGUUUUGAUCCGGCUAGUCCUAAGUUUGUCAAUGCUUUGUAUGUUUUUUAUGAGCUUAGUGAUAAGACGAUAGAGGAGAAAGUGAAUGCUUAUAAAAGUUUAGGACUUGGUGUGGAUGAAGUUUGGGCGAUUUUCAAGAAAUGGCCUUUCUUGUUGAAAUACUCUGAGAAGAAGAUUGUUCAGACGUUUGAGACUUUGAAGCGGUGUGGUCUAACGGAAGAAGAGGUACGCUUAAUGGUUAAGAGGUACCCUGAGUGCAUAGGGACUUCAGAGGAGAAGAUAGUAAAGUCAGUUGAGACUUUUCUGGAGCUAGGAUUCACGAAUGACGAGUUUGUCAUGAUCAUCAAGCGACAUCCUCAGUGCAUUGGAUUAGCUGCGGAUUCGGUGAAGAAGAAGACUGAGUUUCUUGUGAAGACAAUGGGUUGGCCUCUAAAGGUAGUGGCUUCUACACCUAUUGUACUCGGAUUCAGCUUGGAGAAGUUCAUUUUCCCUAGGUGUAAUGUAAUCAGAGCUCUUGUAUCGAAAGGGCUGAUCGAUGAAAUCCCUGCGAUCUCAACUGUUUUGACGAGUCCCAAGUUGAAGUUUUUGAAGCUUUUUGUAGAGAAGCACAAGGAUGUGUCAGCUGAUUUGGUCUCUAUCUUCACCGGAGAUAGCAGUCUAAUAGAUUAGAUACCAACCUCAAAGAUUGCUUAUUGUGAUUUCUUCUAUCAUUAGAAAAUGUAUUCAUCAGUUUCCCAAAAUGUGACCUUUUUGUUGUAAAGAAACACUUUUUAGGGAGUAAAGCUAUAAAUAAGGACAGUUCAAGCUGAUUCAGACAAGAAACCUUGGGAUCAGUAAGAUAUUGUGAAGCCUUGUCACUGUCUACUAAAAACUUGGUCGUUUUCGCAAUUAAGGGUGCGUUUAAUAUUUGUCUCCAAUUAGUCUUGUAAUUAGUUUUAUUAACCUUUUUGUGUGGUCACAA
Capsella rubella is the source of this 1796-nucleotide messenger RNA. RefSeq lists its product as uncharacterized. Gene Ontology annotation, molecular function: double-stranded DNA binding. The transcript has a single exon. Gene Ontology annotation, biological process: regulation of DNA-templated transcription; chloroplast organization. Gene Ontology annotation, cellular component: chloroplast. The coding region runs from base 116 to 1504 and encodes 462 amino acids. The record is from RefSeq and is a predicted model, not a curated record. Lineage: Eukaryota; Viridiplantae; Streptophyta; Magnoliopsida; Brassicales; Brassicaceae.